Molecule: messenger RNA, 3672 nt
Organism: Xyrauchen texanus (razorback sucker)
Lineage: Eukaryota; Metazoa; Chordata; Actinopteri; Cypriniformes; Catostomidae
Product: myotilin-like
Exons: 17
Coding region: 375-2846 (823 amino acids)
Biological process (GO): dendrite self-avoidance; axon guidance; homophilic cell-cell adhesion
Cellular component (GO): plasma membrane; axon
Molecular function (GO): cell-cell adhesion mediator activity
Source: RefSeq, a predicted model, not a curated record
AGUCAGCUGUGUCAGAUGAACAGACUGAAAUCUGAGAUGCCUUUGAACUUACUUCCUCACUUUACUCUGCACCUUAUACCUUCCCAGACAACCUGCAGUCAGGCUGGACUGCAGUCAGUUUACCUAAAGCCUGGACUGAGUGCUCGUCCCACCUCCUUCAUUUCUCUCUCUGUGUAGAAGAAAACCUGUAAAGAGGGGGUGAGAAAGACAUUCUGCACUCUUUUUGAAGGGGCAACAAGGUGUGCAGAUUCUUCAUGACUUCCUUUAGUCUUGGUGUUGUCAGCUCAGUGGAUUAUUUACUGGCCCAUCAGCACUAACAAGAUACAAGGUGUCUCCUGCUGGGCUCGUCAACACUCUCUGGAGAUACUGGAAACAUGGCACAGGUCGAGAAAAAAACCUCAACUAUGUCCCUGACUAUCUCAUCAUGCUCGCGAGAGACGUCCUCCUCCUCUUCUUCUUCAUCUUCCUCUUCUACAAUGCUUCAGCAGAGACACUCCAGUUUAGUUCAGCCUCUCUGCAUUAGUCCUCAGAUGGUUCAGAGCCCAACACAGUGUUUAGGGAAUGCUGGAGUAUCUCCAACAUUUGUCAAGUGUCUUCAAGAUGUGAGCACAGUAAAGGGGCAGCUGGUGGUUCUGGAGUGUAGAAUCAGAGGAACUCCUCCACUGCAGGUCUCCUGGUACAGAGAGCACGAGCAAAUCAUCGACUCGGCAGACUUUCGCAUUCUUAGAAAGAAGGCAAGUUCAGCAUCUGUUCCUGAGGAGUUAUGCACCCUAGUGAUUACAGAGGCUUAUCCAGAAGAUUCUGGAAUAUUUAAAUGUACGGCAUCAAAUCAGUUUGGGACAGUAUCAUGCAGUGCCACGCUUGAAGUCUAUACAGAUUUAGAGGAGGUUUUGGGAGAAGAAGAUGAGCCUUCUUCUAUAAGCUCAGCUGGACUAGAGCAGGAUGACCUUCCAUUGAUAAUGCAGGACACACUCAUUCCCCCUCCAGAGUGGCCUGACAGUUCUGAGGAAGAGACCGCCACCCCUUUAGCAGGGGUGCUAGAGCCUGGCAUCAAAAAAGUUACAAAGUCCCUUGCAGUCACAGAUAGCAAACACAGUUCUUCCAGUCAAUCCACUAUAGAAGCAACAGAUGUCUCCUCAACUCCCAAACCUUCACCUCCAUCAAAGGAAGUAAAAAACAGUGCCCCACAUCCAUUCUCUCUGACCAGCAAGCUGAAUAAACCAGUGGAACUGCAGGUCAGCACCAUGAAUGUGGCUGACCUGCCCACCUUCUCGCCAUCACUUUACCCCCCCAGUGCCUUUAAUUACGAGCGCCCCCGCCAUUUCAUCCAGUCCCAGCCCAGUUUCAAUACACCGAACAAUGAGAACAAUAAGCCAAACAAUCUCAACUCACCAGCUUCAACUUCCACACCAUCGGUGACCCCUGCUCAACCUGCACCCACCCGAACGUCAAUGUGUUCUAGCGUUACUUUGAUUCCCAGAGUACGAAAUACUCCAAACAGCGAUAAACUAUCACCAGCUGCGUUCCUAUCAUCUGUUCUGCCUUCACAACCAAGCUCCCAGUCAAAAUGCAUUUCCACACCUCAGUCACCAUCUCCUAGCCACUCCCCCCGAUCGCCCAGCCCACCGCCAAAGUCACAAGAACAACCAUUGCUUCCUCCAAGUCAGUCAGUGAAUCAUAAACCUUCAGCUGCUCCAUCCCGUAUAUCUCCAGAUAUGCAGAAAACAUCUAUUCCACCUCUACAGACCCCACCUGUGUCCCAUAUUACCUACACACCCAAUACUUUGCCAAAGCCAAUCUUGAAGAAGACUGUUUCCCGCCCAGCGUCUCGCACCACAGAUGAAGAUAUUCAGGGCUCAAAAGAUGCUCUUAUCCAAGACCUGGAGAAGAAGCUACGAAACAAAGCUCCUCAACAAAGGAACAGUCAGCAGAAGAUGUCUUAUGAGGAGCGGAUGGCUAGAAGGUUGCUGGGUCCAGAUAAUGCCGCCUCAGUCUUUGAUCUUGAAGAUUCCUUCAGUUCACUACCUGCACAGCCAGGCUCUCCAGAAGAACAUCACCCUGGAGGAAUAUGGUCUAGGAAGAAUCAUUCUGGAAGAGACGGUACAGAGGCGUCCACCAUCCAGGAGAAAUGUUUUGCCCCCCGUUUUGUCCAAGUGCCUCAAGAUCUUACUGUUGAAGAAGGACGAUUCUGCAGAAUUGAUUUCAAGGUCAUAGGUUUGCCGACCCCAGAUAUUUCUUGGUAUCUGGAUGGGAAACCCAUCCUGCCUGAUGAUUAUCAUAAGAUGCUGGUGUGUGAGAAGAGUGUCCACUCCUUCAUCAUUGAGAUAGUGACCGUUCACCAUGCAGGAGUUUAUGAAUGUAUAGCAAAGAACCGUGCUGGAGAGAGCCACUUCUCCCUGCACUUGGAUGUGAUUGCUCAGGAGCACCUGUGUCCUCCCUCAUUCGUGGUGAAGAUGAGGAAUUUUCGAGCUCUAGAGGGAGAUACAGUGAAGUUAGAGUGUAAAGUGGCUGCAUCUCCAACACCACAGAUAUACUGGAAGAAAGAUAAAGAGAUGCUGUGUAUCGACCCAAUGAGAAUGAGUCUUUCUCAGGACAGUUCAGGGAAGCAGUGUCUGAUCAUUGAUUCAGUGAUGAAGUCUGACGCCGGCUGGUACACCGUCUCUGCCAUUAAUGAAGCGGGCAUGUCCAACUGCAACGCCAGACUAGAUGUGGGCACUCGCUUGAACAAGACUGCCCCUCCCGCCAAGCCACUGAAAAUGCUUCCUCCGGUCAGUCAGUUCUCCACUUUGAGUACAGAGCCUCUUCCUCGGCAUACCGCCCCUCUAUAUGAGAGUGAAGAACUAUAGACGCUCGUGUCACGCAUGUGUUCAUGAGAGUGAGAUCUGAUAUUAUGUGGUUGUAUUACUCAGUAAAGGAGUUGGUUCUAUAGUUUAGUUGCUCAUUUCCCCCUCAUAGUCUUUCAUUUAUUUGUGAAAUGCACUUUAGCCAGUGCCUCUGGUGUUUCCCAAGUAAUGACUGGAAAUAAAUGUACGAUUCCAGUUAAAUCAGUGAUCUCACCUUGGCACUUGACUUUGCUAGAACACAAUUUCUCAUGUUGGUUUGGAUGGAAGAAAAAUGACUAGUCUCUCGGAAAUGGUAAUAUUUAUGACACUCAAUCAAGGGCGAAGAUUUGGCUUGAACAUUGGGGGUGUUGAACUUGCUUGUUUUGAUUAUUGGUGGGUUACCUCCCCCCAUCCCCCCUGGAAUCUACACGGCCUGCACUCUAUACAAGUAUAAAUGUAUCUUAUGGUUGUUGCUUGUUUGGCUAUGCAUAAAUUCGAGUUUAAUAACGCUUUGGUCAUAAUUGUUCUCGGUGGAACUGCUAUUGUGAAAACUGAAUAUAAUGUGUGCAAUGUUAUUGACUGAUAUACUCCGAAGUACAUUAUGAUCAUGAUGUUUUACAUUUCAAAAUUGAUGGAAUUAUCUCUGGAGUUGCCACUAGAACAAAAGUUUCAUCACAAAACAUACAGACACUGUUUGUGUAUUAUAUAUGAUGAGACAAGUAUAUUUGAGUAAACUGUUUUGUGACAAUACUGCACAUUUAACUCUGUAGUGCCUUUCCCUGACUGACUGCCUACUUGUGUUGUCCAAGCUAAAUUUCAAAUGUGCAUUAAAAUGUAUCAGUGAUCAGAU